UCGAGCUGUUGUUAGGUGAAGAUUUGGGAAAAUAAACUUGAGCUCACAACAAUUGCGUACUUGAUCAACUAACUACAUCUCUGCUCUUGCUUACCUUGUUUCACUAUUGACAUCGAGUUAAACUUAAAAUCUGUCUUCUUUAUUCUGGUUAAUAGUAUUGAUAAUUAAUAAUCAAAUUGAUUGUUCAAUUCAGUGAUCUGUCUUUUGGUGUAAAAAUGAACAGGUUAACACCAACUGUCUUGGUUCUUCUCGUGUUGUCUUUCUCAUCAUGGACAGUAGACAGCCAAGAAGCUAAUUUGGACACUUUCCUUGGAGGAUGGUCAUCUAUAUUGGAUAGGUUCAACUCAAUGAGAGAUGAUCUUAUCCAUAGACGGCAUACAAUUCCUGGAAGAUCGGCUUAUGAAAAGGAAGGCGAAUCUCUGUCCAAUUCUGGUUCAUCUGCUGUUGAAUCAUCUGAAGGAACAACUGGUGAACAAGAAUUCAAUCCUGAAAUUGUUGUGGUUGACAAAGGCACUGGUGAACCUUCAAGAGAACCAAUAACACCCAAUUGGCCUUUCAGAGGCAUCACCAAUCCAUGGAUUUGGAAGGGAAUCGAUUCAAUUUUGAUUCCUAGACGACCCUGGUGGAAAGGUCCAAAUGUAUGUAUUGAACGACAAGUUGCCGAGGAAACACCAGAUUCAAAUGAUGCCAAUAAAACUGAAGGAUUUUCUAGUCUGAUACCGUUUACCUUACAAUCAACACAAUGCAUGGAAAGUGAAACCGCCUAUUCUUGUGUCACUAAAAUCCGAAGUCCUAAAGAAAGCAAAACCUCGACCAUUAAAUACCAAUGUUGCCAUGGAUCUCGUCGAAUUGAACCCACUGGGCAAUGUGUUGAGGUUGACUUGAAAAAUAUAACAGCAACUUUGAAGGAGAUCGGUGCUGCCAAAAUGGAAUCAGUUUUCAGUCGAUCAACAUUACCUUUACUUCGAGCCGAUAGUCGAGAAAAUGUAACUAUUUUCAGUCCCACCGAUGAAGAAAUGAUGGAUUAUGAAGAUGAUAAAAAUAAACAAUCGAAUGAAAUUCCAGCAUCCGGAGACGAUACUAAGGAUGUUGAGCCCAAAGAGGCUGAUACAAACGAUCUUGUCAGCCAUCAUAUUGUUAACGGAUUGUACAAAACUGGUGACUUCCAUAACAACAUGGUUCUAUCAACAGUCAACAAUGAAUCAACCAUCCGAAUUAAUGUUUACCAUUAUCCUGAAAAAAUGAUUACUGCCAAUUGUGCACCAAUCACAAUGCCCAACAACUUUGCCUCAAAUGCCGUUAUUCAUCUGGUUGGACGCGUUAUCCCCAAGCCAACAUCAACAAUCUUAAGUUUAAUUGAGAAUGAUCCUCGAUUCACAAUCUUUAUGAGCCUCGUCAAACAAUCUAAUCUUUCAAAUGAAUUGGCUGAUCCUGAUAAGACAAUUACUUUGUUAGCACCAACAGAUGAUGCUUUCCAGAAGCUUGAUCCAUCCGUCUUGAGUCGAUUACAAAAUGGUGGCUCUUGUUAUAACGUUGUUCUUGAAAAUCAUGUUAUUCCAAAUAUUAUUUGCAGUUCAGCCAUUACAACCAUGUAUUGGCAUCGAUCUCAGGCCAACAACAGGAUUGUUUUGACUCGCAAUGAGGACAACAAAUUGUAUGUCAAUGAUGUACCCGUUGAAGGAAGUGAACUACUUGGAACCAAUGGUUUAGUUUACCCCAUCAGUGAUGUACUGAUUCCCGAUAAUGCUAAACCAGUUUCUGCAAAUCUUGCCAAUCGAUUUACAUCUCAUUUCUUGAAGCUUGCCAAUGAAUCGGGAGUAAUCUCAGAGUGGGACUCGAUGGACAAUAUAACUAUCAUCGCUCCAACUAACAAUGCCUAUAAAAAGCUUGAUGAAAAUGAGCAAAACAGCACAACUGAUUUUGGCUAUUAUGUGGCCAAAAAUUUAAUCACUCAAUCAAGCUUUUUCAACAAUAAAAUCAUUGAAACUUCCAAUGGUCAAAAGCUUCGUCUUAACGUAAUUGAAGAGAUUCCCGGUCUAAUAAGCCGAGCAACCAUCCAAUGUGCUCGUAUUGUUCACUUUAAUCGAGAUGUGUGUAAUGGGGCAGUUAUCAUGGUGGACUCUGUUAUAAAACCAGCCAAAGAAAAUAUCAUCACUGCUCUUGAAUCAAUGGAGGGUUUCAAUCUGUUUAGAGCUCUUAUUCGCAACUCUACAUUUGAGAAAAAGUUGACCGAAGAAUCUGGUCCAUUCACCGUUUUGGCAGUCGAUGAUGCCUCACUGAAUCAACAAUUUACUGAAAAGGAAUUAACAGAACUCACAUCUGAUCCUUCAAAGGUUGAACGUCUUCUCCAGAAACACAUUUUACCAGAAAUGAUCUGCUGUUCAUCCAUAAGACAGGCUCCAUUGUUGCUCAACUUCCAAAGAUUCCGAGUAAUGGAUGGUUCCACAUUGAAUGCUCAUCGUGAUCUUCACGGAAAUGUUAAAUUCUGGUCACCUGUGAUUAAUGGUAUGGCCACUGUUAAGAAAUGUGAUGUUAUGGCCGAUAAUGGAGCUGUCCAUGUAAUCAACCGAGCUAUUUAUGGUGGAUCAAACCGAGAAGUAAAUGGUGAACCAGAGCCACACAUGAAUCAUCAACUUGGAAACAUUCCAUUAAUUAUCCAAGGCUUUUGGAAAGUCUAAAUGAAUCAAAAUCGCUCUGAUAAUUAAGUCUUCGGGUCACCGUCGAUUAACAUGAUGAACAAAAGUAAACUUGGAUCAAGCUCUCGAGUCUUCUUAAUAUCGAUUUUUUUCUAAACAUUCUUAUUUAUUGACUGAUCUCUCUAUGCAUGAAAUCUCUAAUUUACUUUCUAAUUUGUAAAUAACUGAUCACUUCUUUCAAUAUUUUACAUCCAAAUUUCCCGAAGCGAUAGUUUUUUGUCCCAAAAUUGCUGUUCAUUUUCUGUCGGAUCUUUUUUAAUGUUAACAUUGCAUCGCAAUCAUCUUGUUUAGUAAGCAUGAUAGCAAUAAUAAAUCGUUGUUGGAUUAAUCAGGGAAAAUUAAGGUUGUAAACCGAAAGGUGUUAAAAUUGAUUAACAAAGUAAACAUGAUACAAUGUAUGUCAUUGACUCGAAUUGAAUUUAAAUAUAAAAAGUCAAUUGAA
Tetranychus urticae (two-spotted spider mite) is the source of this 3138-nucleotide messenger RNA. RefSeq names its product transforming growth factor-beta-induced protein ig-h3. NCBI's taxonomy places the organism in Eukaryota, Metazoa, Arthropoda, Arachnida, Trombidiformes, Tetranychidae. The record is from RefSeq and is a predicted model, not a curated record.